UUUUACUCCCUACAUGUUUAGACAAAUGUCGGCACUUUCUCUUCUUACACUUUCAAAGCAGACUCAUUACUUUUGGUUUAUCUAUAAGUUGAUCUAUAGUGUUUAUUUCAGGGGUUAAAGUGGGCGGGAAGGACUGAAAGUAUCUGUUAGUUGUGGUUGUGGUACUUCAGCAUCUAGCUAGCGCUACAGAAAAGGAGGAAGCAUGCAGAGAGUGCUAUUUUAAGUGGCAGGUCAAAUACAGUUUUUCUAUCAGCUCAACAAACAUCAGGAAACAUGUGUGCAUGUUUGUCGUACAGUACGUCUGUGAGCUAAAGCUCCAGCUGCUGUACUUCACAGGGAGAUAAAAGAGUGAGAGCUAACUUCACAGAGAUGGAGGAAGAUCCGAAAGACAGGACAGGAGAAGAAGAAGAGAGAGUAGAUUUAAAGAGUAAAGCUGGCCUUCUCCACCUUUCAAAAGUCUGGCAAACGUGGGUUUAGAGGAUGAUGUUUGCAGCUCCAGAGCCCAACCAAGAGAUCGUGGAGUGGCUCUCCAGCCUCCGCUUGUCUCACUAUGCCCCGUUUUUCCAUCAGGAAGGUUAUAAAUCUCUGGAAGACUGCAUGGACCUGACAGAAGAGAGUCUUCUUGAGCUUAAGGUGCUGCCGACAGGCCACCGUAGACGCAUCCUCCGGAGUCUGGAGGCACUGGGGUUCAAGCAGCGGAGUGGAGGGGAAGAUGAAAGUGAAGAGGAUGGAGCAAAGAACUUGAGGGCUCAAAGGAAGCCAGUGCCAUACCCAAGACAUAUCUUCCUGAAAGAUAGAAAGAGGGGAGCAUCAUGUCAGCAACCAAAGGAAAACAGUAAGCACGAUUUGGAAGCGAGUCAGAAAUUACCUCCAGGAGCAGGACUGGGAGAAAAAGCUGAAAACCUUCCAAGGAACAGUUACCUCAUCCCGCCUCGACCAGCCCCUCGUGACCCCAAGAACAUUCAGAAAUCUGCACAGACCUGCCUGCCUGCUUCCACACGUUCCAACAGCAGCAGCGAGUCCCUCUCUGCUUCUGAAAUACCAGAUCGAGAGAUUACUACAGAAGAUCCGUUGCAUGGCACGAACUCCGUCGCCUGUUCUGGUGACGAUGGGGGUUUUCAAGGUGAAAUGGUUGAAAACUCAAUUUAUGAGGGGCCGCCCAAUUUAAAUCCUCCUGUUGGUCAGAGGCUUAGUCGCUCCUACAAACUCAGGCAUCGACCUGUUCCUGAAAUCCCGAAUCCAACUACGGUGCCACUUCAGGACAGCGCACCGCCAUCGCAAACAACCAGCCCUGAACACCUAACCGGCUCCGAUGGUCCCACCGGUGCAAACGGCAUACAGAAAGCUCCACUUCAAAGAACCCUGACGCCUAUUGCUCCCUACGGUGAAAUAUUCCUGUUCAACACCCCCAAAAGUGCUCCGGACCAAGGUGCUAAAGAAGGGCCCCACAAGGGUUUAAAGGACAAGAUAAAACGGAGGAAACAGAGAAAAAAGACACCACUGAAGAAAGAGUCCAAAGAAAAAAUGUCUCCUCCAGCUAUUCCAGACCCUUACGGGGACGACUACUCCACAGUGGACGAGUGUGCUGCCGUUUUGCCGCAGGCAUGUGUGGACCAAAGUUUUUCCAAGACCCCUGACCCCGCUGCUGCUGUCGGUCCAGCUGCCUCUGGCUCUAAUAAUAAAUCCUUGAUCAUGGUGAAUUGUGACCUCUACUCACAAGCUGCAGACUCUGUGGGGGCCGCAGAGAAAAGUGGACUGCCUGAUAUUUCUCCAUAUGCAUGCUUCUAUGGAGUCCCCAAACGGCAGGUGCUCAAAGUGGGUUGGCUGGACAAGCUGUCACCUCAAGGAAAAUGUGUUUUUCAGAGGAGGUGGGUGAGAUUUGAUGGUGAGAGUUUGGCCUACUACAACAACGACAAGGAGAUGUACUCCAAAGGGAUGAUUCUGGCCAGCGCUAUCAGGCAGGUGCGAGGACUGGGCGACAACAAGUUUGAGGUAGUCACCUCCCUGCGGACCUUCAUAUUCCGAGCUGAGAGAGAAGGGGAGCGCCAGGAGUGGAUGGAAACUCUUCAGACGGCCACGCGCCCCCCCGCCUGCGGCUCCCAGAAGCGCUCCGGCACCCUCCCUCACGCCUCCUCCACAAACAAGCGAGGCUUGCUGGAGCUCCGCGGUUACAAAGGCAGAGUGCUGGUGUCCCUGGCGGGGAGUAAAGUCAGGCUCUGCAAAACAGAACAGGAUUACAAAGCGGGGCUGGCUGUCGCUGAAGUGGAACUGACCGCUGCCAACAUCAGAGACGUGGACCGCAGGGGCUUUGAAAUCAACACGCCCUUCAAAAACUUCUGCUUCACGGCCGAGUCAGAACGGGAGAAGCAGGAGUGGAUUGAAGCGGUGAAGGAAUCGAUCGCCGAGACACUCUACGACUAUGAAGUGGCAGAGAAGAUCUGGUUCAACGAGGCCAAUAGAAGCUGCGCCGACUGCCGCGCGCCGCAGCCGGAGUGGGCGUCAGUCAAUCUGGGUGUGGUCAUCUGUAAGAAAUGCGCAGGACAGCACCGCUCUCUUGGGCCAAGUAUUUCUAAAGUGCGGAGCCUGAAGUUGGACAGCAGUGUUUGGAGCAAUGAACUAGUGGAGCUCUUCCUGGAAGUGGGGAACAAGAAUGCUAACAGUUUCUGGGCUGCUAAUCUCCCCCUGGAGGAGGAUCUCUACAGAGAGGCUUUUGCGGAGCAGCGGGCCACGUUUAUCCGCAGGAAAUACAGGGAAAGGAAGUACACGAGUGUCCUGGAGGGCUUUAAUGACCUGGAGCAGCUAAACAAGGCGCUGUGUGCAGCUGUGGUGUCCUCUGAUGUGCUGCAGACCAUGGCGCUCGUGUUCAGCGGGGCAGAUGUUAUGUGCGCCACCGGGGAUCCAACCUACUCCACCCCGUACCUCUUGGCUCAGCGCGCUGGCCAGAAGCUGCAGAUGGAGUUCCUGCACCAGAACAAACUGUGCGCUUUCCCUCGACUGGACCAAUGGUCAGAGAACGCCUGCCUGCCUGAGGCUUCCGUCUUCAUGGAUGGCUUCCUCUACAUCUCAUCUUCAUCUACCAAGGCGACGUUGGACCGUCGCGGUAGGGAUGACAUGGCACGCCGUUGGUGUACUUUGGAAGGCGGCUUCCUGAGUUACUAUGAGAGCGAGCGAAGCCCUUCAGCCAUUGGCAGGGUGGACGCCACCGAAGUCAUUAGCCUGGCUGUCAACCACACAGAGACGAUGACUGGAGCUGGGGCUGUGUUUACCGUGGAGCUGUACCUGCAGACGGAGCGACUGCUGAUUUUCGGAGCGGAAACGCAGGAAACGCAGCAUGAUUGGAUCCAGGCGCUGACAAAGUGCUUCAUCCCACCUAAAGUCGAGGGACUAGUGCGGAAAGAGAGUGAACUGAUUGGCAGACUCCACUACAAAGAAGGUCACGACCUGUACUACUGGAGGAUGGGCUGGUUUAUGCUGGAAGGCUCUACCCUGCACUUCAGCUCAGGAAAGGAGGAGGAGGGAGAGGAGGAAGUACUUCAACUCAAGCAACUGCAAGAACUCACUGUCUCCACACAUACUGAGGGUGAAGACAAGAUCCAAGUCCUGCUGAUGGUGGAGUGUGGAAGAACAGUUUACAUUCAUGGCUUCAACAAGAUGGACUUCACCGUGUGGCACUCUGCUAUCAAACUGGCUGCUGGCACAGACGGCAAUGCGCUCGGCGACCAACAGCUGACUAAAAAUGGUGUUCCUAUUAUAGUCGACAGCUGCAUUGCUUUUGUCACUCAGUAUGGUUUGUGCCAGGAGGGAGUCUACCAGAGGCCUGGAGAUCCUGGUCGAGUGUCUCACCUCCUGGAGGAGUUCACCCACGAUGCCCGUAAUGUGAAGCUGAGGGAGAAGGAGCACCGUCUUGAGGAUGUGACUGACACGCUGAAGAGCUUCUUGUCUCAGGCAGAGGAUGCACUGCUGACCAAGGAGCUCUAUCCAUACUGGGUGUCAGCUCUGGAUGAGAAGAACGAAAGGCAGAGAGUGAAGAAGUACUCCACUUUCAUAGAGAGCUUGCCAAAGAUAAACAGGUCAACCCUUGAAGCCCUGCUGCAGCAUCUUUACAGGAUCCAGCAAUGCUCCCACCUGAACCGCAUGCCAAGUGAAAAACUGGCUUCCGUUUUCUCCUCCUGCCUGUUCCAGACUCGAGGACAAACCACACAGGAAAUUAGUGUGGUCCACGACCUAAUCAGCAACUACAUUACGCUUUUCAGUGUCAGUGAAGACCAGGUGCAACAGAUGGAGAGAGAGAAUAGCUUCAUCACACGCUGGAACGACAAGAAGGACACGACAUUUGCUCCGGCUGGGGACUUGAUCUUUGAGGUGUACCUGGAGAAGAGAGAGCCAGAGAAAUGCUGCUUAAUCAAGGUCUCCCCCAGCAUGCGGCCCACUGAGCUUGCAGAAACGACGCUGAAUAUGAGGAACGUCGCCGUUAACGCUGACGACUUUUGGACCACCUUUGAAGUCAUUGAAAAUGGAGAGCUAGAGCGACCGUUGCACCACAGUGAGAAGAUUCUUGAGCAGGUGUUGGAGUGGAGCUCCUUGGACUACCCCAGCUCUGCUUUUCUUGUUAUAAAGAAGUUUGUAGGCUUCAGACUUCUUGGGAAAGAUCAGAGGCAUUUUCUGAAAGGCGACUAUCUGAAGUUCAGUGACGGAUGCUCCAAACUGCUGUCAGGGCAUAAAUUUCAGGACAAGUAUGUUGUGCUUCAUUCAGAGAAGCUGCUGCUCUACAGGGAUAUCAAAAGCGCUAAAGCCGAGAAAACAAUCCCACUGAAGGAUGUGAAGUGUUACCUGGGCCUGAAGAAGAGGCUCAAACCUCCAACCAACUGGGGCUUCACCAUCUGCACUGAUAAACAGCAAUUGCAUUUCUGCUGCGACAAGAGGGAGACGCAGGUCAACUGGGUGACAGACAUCAUCAGGAUGAAGUAUGGUUCUGACCUUCAUGCAUCCACCAACUCAAAGGAAACGGCAGAUCACAAAUCCUCCAGAGGUGGAGCUCUAACUGAAGGGAGCAAGGUGCUGCCUCAGAACCUCAACUCUAGCAAACAGACAACCGAAAGGAGGGUUUCUCUUGGAGCUCUUGGAGAUGGAGAACGGAGGCCCGCCAAGGAUCCUAGUCCCCACUUCAAGUCCAACACCAUAGGUGCUCCAAAGUCCAAUACCAUGGGUCUUCCAAAAUCCAACCCCAUAGCUGUUCCAAAGUCCAACACCAUAGGUGCUCCAAAGUCCAACGAACCAUUCAAACCCCCAGCAAUCCCAAACAGAAGAACUUCAGUGGAUGUUUGCCUGCCUCUACGGCUCCCCUCACCAUCUUCUUCCAGACACAUGCAGCCCAUGCCUUUGCCCGUUCUCCCUCAAAGCGGCUGUAAGACCGUCAAUAAAAGACCUGCUCUGGGUGGGGAAGCUAUACUGCCUCCAAGUCUGCUGAAUGAACUCAACUCGGUGCUGAACAAGACUGGUCGCACUAAUAAGAACAAUGACUGACAGGAGGAGACAGGAGGGGGAAAUUACAUACAGUAUCAUGAUCAUUUUGAACAAUAACACAAAGUGGGAGGAAAAAGAUGACGGAAGACUGGCUGAAAGACUACACAGUAUUAAUGAACAGAGAACAAGUUGCUGUCAUGAGUGAUGAUCACAGUCUUACUUGAGCUUUUGAACUUGUGUAUAUAUAUGGAGAUGGCGAUGCACAUGGGAAUGUGGAAAACAGGUGCAGGAGACUGCAAAGGUCACGCAAACCUCAGCUGGCCAUGGCGCUGACCCAAGCACUACAAAUUGAGAUUUAUAUACCACUCUUUGAAAGCUAGAGAAAGUUGCGUAAAUAUGUUCAGCUAUCAAACUCAGAAGUUUCCAGAAGUAUUUCCAAAUGCUUAUGUAAUGUCUUUUUUUCCAGCUAAAGCCUUGCCAAAGCCUGCGUUGACUCGCUAAUGGAGAUUUGCCGCGUUAAUGCAGUUAUGGCGUUGACGUCAUUUUAACGAGAUUAACAUGGACAGCACUAAUACAAAUAUGUAACUAUAGUAAUUUCAAAGCUAAAUUUUCGUUAUUAUUGCUGCCCACCUGCAGCACCAUGGCAGUCCACCAGGGGGCUGCAGCCCACACUUUGGGAAUCAUUGCCUUACAGGACAACAUUCUCCCGGAUAUGUACAGUACUGCCAAGAAAAUAAUACAUUCGUGCAUGUUGAUGCACAAAAAGCUAAUUUGGUGUGCACAACUAAUUAAUGGUUUUAAAUAGAAGUACGAUACAAUAUUAGCUGGCUGUGGCACAUUGGCCAAAGUGUUAGGUACCUUUAUUUAUUUGUAGUUGCUUUUAUGGUUCUAGCAGUUUUUCUACCACUGUAACUGUUACAAUUGUAACUGAACUGUAGCUCUACUAGCAGUGUUCUUGAAGCCUAAGAUUACAUUUUUAAACUUUGCAGGGGGCCGCCGCCAAAUGUAAAAUUAAUGUACAGCAUAAAUAUAUAAAUAAAUGUGCUAAUUGCUUAAACAUUUAGUGAAGUUGCACAUUCAUGUUGAGCGUUUUCACAGACAUUUGUGCUCAACAUUACCCUGGAUAGUUACGUUGUUAAUUUGUUCCUGGACUAAUCCUGGACUAACAUUUUGCUAGCUUGUUUCUAUGGGUUAUCUUUUUUUCUGGUAUUUUAAAAAGAAAAAAGGCCUGAAAACAGAAAAUAUCAGCAUGAUGAUGCAAGAGAUCAUAAUCUCAUCACCACAUUCAAAACAGUGAUUCAGUGGUUCAAAUGCUAACCAAAAUAAAUGCAGAUAACAGAAUUAAAGUUGGUUUGUAUUAAUCACUGAUUAUCAGAAAGAUGGAUCCAUCUGUGUGGAGGAAGUGGUUGAAAGCAUCUUUAGUGUGUUCUGAUGUGUCUUUAGGUUAUACCAGCUGACUGCUUUUUAAAGAUCUGUGCAUCCUCUUGGGUAUAAAUUCGUCUAGGGAUUGUCGGAAAUGUAUGUAUGCCUGAGAUUAUUGAGUGACCUAUAAACAAGUAGCAGCUCUCUCAAUGUCUUCUCUGGGAGUCAGUGUAAACAUCAGUAUUGUGCUCAGUUCUCUUGGUUCUUGUUAGAGCUCUUGCAGCAGCUUUCUGACAGAGCUGUAGAUGUCUAAAUAUAUUUUAGGGAGACUGGAGAAGAUCCCUCUAAAGCAUAUUGAUUUAGUUAUUAAUAUGAUGUUGCUUGGCCCUAAAUUGCCAAAAUAUGUAACUUGGACUUUUGUCUUUGCAGUCAAAGUGAGAAAAAUACAAUAUUUAUGUCAUUAACUAACUCUGACUCUCAUUUAUUUAAAGAUUGACACGAAGUUUAUGGGCCUGUAGUGCUUAUGGGUGCUGAAAGACCCAAGUAUGCUUAGUGCACCUUAAAUAGCUUAAAAACAACAACAACUACAAAAACUAUUUGCACUUUGUGACAUUGUGUGUUAUCCAGCUGGAAGCAUCCACCAAAAGAUGGAUACACUGUGGUCAUAAACAGGUGGACAAGGUCAGCAACAAUACUCAGGUAGGCUGUGGUGUUUAAAUGAUGCUAAGUUGGUACUAAGGGUCCCAAAAUAGCCCUCACACCAUUACAUUACCUGAACAUGGCCUGAACUGUUGAUACAAGCCAGAAUGGAUACAUGCUUUCAUAUUGUUUACACCAACCUCUGACCCAACCACCUGAAUGUCGCAGCAGAAGUCGAGACUCAUCAGAUCAGGCAAUGUUUUUUUUCAGUUUUCUAUUGUCCAAUUUUGGUCAAGUUGUGUGAAUUGUAGCUUCAGUUUCCUUCUGCUCUAGCCCAUCUACCUUAAGGCUUGAUAUAUUGUAUGUUCAGAGGUACUGUUCUGAGCAAGAACAUGCCAGUAGAUCAGCAGUUUCUGAAAUAUUCAAACCAGCAUCUUUGGUACCAACACCGGUGCUACAUUCAAAGUUACUUACCGUAAGUCACCUUUCUUCCCCAUUUUGAUACUCAGUUUGAACUUCAGCAGGCUGUCUUGAAUAUGCCUACAGUUCCUGCCAUGUGAUUAGCUGAUUAUAAGUUUGUGUUACACAGGAGUUGUGCAGGUGAUAAGUAAGUGAUUAGGUUGCCGGAGAGUGUCGAAUUAAAAAGUAGUGGCCCGAGAAUUGAACCCUGUGGGACUCCACAUGUCCCAGUCACAUUCUGAUACGUGAUGUGAUGCUUGCUCAUAGACAGUCAUCUGAUUGCUGGGAUUUUUCUAUAUUAUUGCAGGCUCUUAACCUUAGAACAUAAAGCACAUUAUGGCAACUGUUGCUGUCAUUAGUCGCUAUAGCAAUAAAACUGAAUUGAAUUGAAAUUGAUAUAAAUCAGAUUUUUUUUUUUUUUAAAUGUAAAUGGCUACAAUGUAUCUCAUACCUGAAAGAUGUGCUCUGAGGAUUAAACCAGAAAACACCUAAUUUACAAGUCUGCCAAAAAUUAGUUUUUUGUUCA
Messenger RNA from Oreochromis niloticus (Nile tilapia), 8449 nucleotides. It is a transcript of the gene arap2, whose product is annotated as ArfGAP with RhoGAP domain, ankyrin repeat and PH domain 2. The transcript has 33 exons. Lineage: Eukaryota; Metazoa; Chordata; Actinopteri; Cichliformes; Cichlidae. Gene Ontology annotation, biological process: signal transduction; positive regulation of GTPase activity. The coding region runs from base 481 to 5523 and encodes 1680 amino acids. Gene Ontology annotation, cellular component: cytoplasm. Gene Ontology annotation, molecular function: GTPase activator activity; phosphatidylinositol-3,4,5-trisphosphate binding; protein binding. The record is from RefSeq and is a predicted model, not a curated record.